UUUCUUGCUCCCCGAGUUUAUGCAUGCCAACGCUUCUCAAAAUUUCUCGAGAGUUCAGUUUGUUCGGAACGAAAGAUUUGAGAAGUAUUAUCUAUCCGAUCAACAUCAACACCAUUUGAGCUGAAUCCAUUAACAUUUACAAAUUGUUCUGUCUGUAUUUCUACUAGAAUGGGAGAAAGAAAAGUGCUAAACAAGUAUUAUCCCCCGGACUUCGAUCCGGCAAAGAUUCCACGGCCGCAGCAGCCAAAGAAAGAGCAAUUUCCUAUCCGCAAUAUGCUUCCCAUGAGCAUUCGUUGUAAAACUUGUGGGAACUACAUGUAUAAGGGUACUAAGUUCAAUUCGCGCAAAGAAAAAGCCAUCGGGGAGACUUAUUUGGGAAUACGAGUUUUUAGGUUCUAUAUCAAAUGCAGCAAAUGCUCAGCGGAAAUAACAUUCAAGACGGAUCCACAGAAUUCGGAUUAUGCUCUUGAGUGCGGUGCCACGAGAAAUUUCGAACCUUGGCGUGCAGAGGAUGAAGAGAAAAAGAAAAGGAAUAUAGAUGAUAUGGGAGAUGUGAUGAAAUCAUUGGAGAAUAGAUAUUUGGACUCCAAGAGGGGACUGGAUAUCCUAGUUGCUUUGGAUGAUAUCAAGUCUGUGAACUCGAGACAUGAAAGGGUGAGUGGAGAUUCGAUGCUCGAAGCUUUGCAACAGAAAAAUGAGGCGAAUGAAAGGAAAUUGGAAGAAGAGGAUGAAGCUCUUAUAGAAUCCGUGUUUAGGGGGGCACGAGAGCAUAUUUUACGAAGGAUUGAUGAUGAAGAAGAUUUAACCGUGUUUUCACCUGAGAAGAGAAGAAAGCUAUCCACCGAGCUCCCUAACCCAACGGAUUCUUUACCGAAAGGCAGUGUUCAUGUCAGCUUCAAGAGUCGAAAUAAUGGUAAAUUCAUUCUGAAGUCUUCAUCGGUCAAAGUUUCUAUUCUUAAGAAACCACUUCCUGAUUCCAAUAGUAACAAGGCAGGAAAGGAGGAGCCGAAGAAUCAGGAGGCAGGAUCCGUUGCAAGCAGUGGAUUACAAUCAUUAUGCCAACAAUAUGGAAGUAAUGAAGACGAUUGAUAGCAAAGAACCAUAUUUAGUUUGGUGUGAGGCAUGUUUCAUAUUUAGAGCUUGAGUUCUUGACUGAUACUUGCAGUAUAUUGUAUAUAACAUCCAAUUUUUCAUGUA
Molecule: messenger RNA, 1197 nt
Organism: Olea europaea var. sylvestris
Lineage: Eukaryota; Viridiplantae; Streptophyta; Magnoliopsida; Lamiales; Oleaceae
Product: coiled-coil domain-containing protein 94 homolog
Exons: 1
Coding region: 169-1089 (306 amino acids)
Biological process (GO): mRNA splicing, via spliceosome
Cellular component (GO): U2-type catalytic step 1 spliceosome
Source: RefSeq, a predicted model, not a curated record